UUUCUGUCUUUGCAGCCUAUUUGGCGGAUUGCUUGUGAUGCACAUCACAUGCUGGUUUAAUGUUUGUUCAAGACCCAAACUGCAGUGGAGUUUUGAGGGUUGGCAGGUUUGUUUUUCAUUACACGUCCCCGACAGUAUAAACCGGCGUAGCUGGACAGGGCCUUGGGAGAAUCUGGACAAUGGGAGUAAGAACGAGCGUCGCCUCCUACGCCCGCGGCAUCUGCAGCAAGCCUGCAUCGCGCGCCCCAGGGUGGCAGCGCAGGUCUGGGGCUGCGCCACAGCCGCGCCCGCAGAGCUAUUUUUAGCCGCUGCAGCCAGCCGGGCCACCAGACCGGGUGGGCGGCAUCCAAGAGCGCCCCGCCCACCGAGGCCCCGCCCACGCCGCGCCCGGAGCCGCGCGGCUCAAAGCACCCGGCCCGGAUCCCAGAGCCCGCGCCCUGCGCCGGCGGCAAUGAAGAUCUGGAGCUCGGAGCACGUGUUUGGCCACCCGUGGGACACGGUCAUCCAGGCGGCCAUGCGCAAGUACCCGAACCCGAUGAACCCGAGCGUGCUGGGCGUGGAUGUGCUGCAGCGCCGCGUGGACGGCCGCGGCCGCCUGCACAGCCUGCGCCUGCUCAGCACCGAGUGGGGGCUGCCCGGCCUCGUGAGAGCGAUUUUAGGAACCAGUAGGACUUUGACAUACAUCCGAGAACAUUCUGUGGUGGAUCCAGUGGAAAAGAAAAUGGAACUUUGUUCUACCAAUAUCACACUCACAAAUUUGGUGUCAGUUAAUGAGAGGUUGGUGUACACACCUCAUCCAGAGAACCCAGAAAUGACCGUGCUCACACAAGAAGCCAUCAUCACUGUGAAGGGAAUUAGCCUCGGUAGUUAUUUGGAAAGUUUAAUGGCCAAUACGAUAUCGUCCAAUGCAAAGAAGGGGUGGGCCGCUAUCGAGUGGAUAAUUGAACACUCUGAAAGCGCUGUGAGCUAAGGAGGCCUGUGCCUGUGCUUGUGAUAAAUGGUGAUGCUUCCCAGAAGAAAGGAAAGAAGGUGAGGAGAUGAGGAGAGGGCGAGCAAAGACGGGACGGAAGAGCGUGUCUGGCUGCGAGGGCGCACAGGGCCGGGGAGGAGGAAUUAGGCUGGACUCAUCGCGGGUCGCAGGUGACCCCGGGACCAGACGUCCCUCCCCUCAUGAGCGUGCAACAGGGAGCAGCCCCAGCCAGCCCCACCUCCGCCGUCUGAGUGGAUGGAGGGCGCGAGGCCCUCGCCCGUGUCCCUUAGGGGCGGUGCCCAUCGUCCUGCCUGCCGCGGUGGCCCAGGCCCUUCUCUCCCUUCAGGUGGCCCGCGCCGCCCCCGCCCGCCCGCCCGCCUGCCCACACUGUCCUCCACUCAGGCGCCUCCACAGACGCUGGCGGGUGUGCCGCCCUCCAGCCUCUCCGCCCCCCGCCCCCCCUCCCCCGCCCCCGCCCUCGCCCUCGUCCCCGUCCCAGUCCCCUCGGUCCUGCAGAUCAGCAAGCAGCUCUCCUGGGCCCGCGGUUGCUCCGGGCCUCACAUCUGCUGCUGGCCUCGGCGGGCUCUGACUGCGGGGCUCACGGGGCCUGGGGCCACGGCUUUCUUCUCGGCCCCCAAAUGCCUUUCCUGGAGUGGCUAAGCCUCUCCUGACGAGGUUCCUCAUGCGGGGAGAGGGCUGGGGUCCAGGGGUUUCCCGGCCCUUUCUGCAGGCUGUGCCAGCCCCCUCCAGCCUGCCCCUGCCCUGCCCGGGGGACAUCCUGCGCCCAGGCUGGAGGCCCUGCCUCGCUGCUUGCCAGCCUCACCUGCUGGGGCUGGAGGCCAUGGAUCCCUCAUAGUAUCCAAGGUUUGAGUUCCUGUUUUUCUCCUUAUAGUUUUGUGAGUGUUUGAGGGACAACGACCAAAGGUCUUUUUCCCACCAUCUUUAAAUCAAAGUUGUUUAAAACAACAUUAAUUUAAAAAAAUACAUAAAAGCAACCCAGGCUUAUGGUUGAAAAAGAGUACAGGAGUCUGGAGUCCGUUGAAGGGUAAAGGCCUCCCACAAGCUGCCAGUCGGCUCUUUUUCGCAAAGCCUUCCAGAAGUUCUGUGCUUAUGAAAGUGUAUGUGUGGCCUUUCUCUUCCCUUCUUUUAUUAAACACAGAUAGGCUCAUGCUGGAUAAACUGUUUCGUGUCUGUCUUUUUUCUGCGUUUAAGCAGCGUCAUCUUGAGUGGAGCUGUGCGGCGCCUGCCUCCCCAGUCCCGAAGGCAGCGGGGUGCUGGUGCGCUGUCCCUGCGCCGCCCUUCCCGGCACGCAGCGCCCUUGAGCGGCCCAUCUUGCUCCUGCAGCAGCUCUGUAAUAUGCCAGUGGGAAUGGUCUAGAACUUGUCACCUGGUGGUUCUGCUCUAGACGGAAACAAGGAAACGUGGGAUCUGGAAACCAUCUCUGAAGCAGGGAUGGAGAGAAAGGGUCGCACACUGGCUGGGGCACGCAGAGGUCCCUGCGUAUUUUGGGGGGACGAUCACAUUUUUUAGGCAAGGACAGUUGUAAAUGUCAGACUCCAGCCACUUCAAACCUUUGGUGACCAAAGUGGGGUAAAAACAAGCACCUGUGUGCGUUGUGGUUAUUCUUCUAUGCUCUCCAAUAUGUAUAAAUUUUAAGAAGUUUUUCUUGAGGUGGUCAGUUCUUAAACCGAGAAAGUAGUAGUAGUUGAUUUUAAUUAGUGUAAAGUUGUCUUCGUAACUUCUGUGUUGGUUGGAAAUAGGUUCAUUCUUUGUUUUGAAAAGGAGUCAAGUGCGGUGGUGAGAAGGGGAAGAGGAGAGCAGGCGGUUCCAGUGCGACCGAACGGCAGUGCCAGAGGCCGCCCUGCCCCGCCGGCCAGAAACGGACUCAGUGCGGACAUGCAGCUUUGUCCGUGGAGUGUGCAUCUGCACGGAGGUGAGUGUGGUCUGAUGUCCGCGGAAUGUGCAUCUGCACGGAGGUGAGUGUGGUCUGAUAAGGCAGCAGGCAGCUCGUCUGGGAAAACUGAGCAGGGCUCGGCCUCAGUGGCCCAGCAGUGUUUGUGGGGCACCGGACGCGGCCCCGCACCCCUGCUGGCCGGCCUGGCACUGGGAAGAAACGCCCCCUCAGGCGGCCUACUGCUCCCAUCGAAGCCCACAGGCCGUGGCCCUGAGGGCACCCAGUGCUGCUGGUGCGCAGGGUCCGAGACUCUCGCCAGCAGGAACCGCAGUGCACUUGCUGCCUUUCGGCCUCAGUCUUUUUUUUUUUUUUUGAGGCAUAGUCUCGCUCUGGAGUGCAGUAGCGCGCGGCUUCCGCCUCCUGGGAUUAGGUGAUCCUUCCGCCUCGGCCUCCUGCGUAGCUGAGACCACAGGCCCCUGCCACCACACCUAAUUUUUUUUUUUUUUCUUUUUUGAGAUGGAGUCUCCCUCUGUCGCCCAGGCUGAAGUGCAGUGGCGCGAUCUUGGCUCACUGCAAGCUCCACCUCCCAGGUUUACGCCAUUCUCCUGCCUCAGCCUCCCAAGUAGCUGGGACUACAGGCACCCGCCACCACACCCCACUAAUUUUUUGUAUUUUUUUUCAGUAGAGACGGGGCUUCACCGUGUUAGCCAGGAUGGUCUCCAUCUCCUGACCUUGUGAUCCACCUGCCUUGGCCUCCCAAAGUGCUGAGAUUACAGGCGUGAGCCACCACUCCUGGCCAGUAUUUUUUUUUUUUUUUAAGAGACAGGGUCUCACUGUGUUGCCUAGGCUGGUCUCAAACUCCUGGGCUCAAGCCAUCCUUGCACCUCAGCCUUGUCCCUAAAUGCCGGGACCACAGGUGUGUGCCACCAGUUGGGGCCGCAGCCUCUCUUAGAGGCACCCCUGCAUCUCCCAUGAACAGACAGAAAACGAGCAUGCUCCUCCCACCACAGGGCUAUUCUUCCCCAUUUCUAAUAAGUGCUGCUCCCAUUUCCCAAACAAAGCCCAGGUCCCCGGCCAACAUCCUCCUCCUGCCUUUUCUCUUGGGGCUGUUUGGACAUCGCACCUUCCUCCAGCAUCUAGGCUGAGUUCUGGGUUUCCCCGCCCCGCUCUGCUCUGUGUACUCGUCCCUGGCGUUGCCACUCUGUGACCUUGCCUGUGUGUCGCGUGCCCGCUGUGGAGGCCGGGCCGCGGGGCUUGGGGGCUGAGGGGAGGCCAAGUCCGGAGUUACGUGGCGCGAGCCCGGCCGGCCCGCACAUGGUCACUCUGCCAGGCUUAGAGGACCCUGGAGGGGCCCUCAGAGUGGCCACCGCGGACGCCAUCCUCCAGCCCAGGUGCAGCCCCCGGAGGCUGCGGGUCUCGCUGCCAUCUCCACUGCCACCUCGUGCGAAGCCCAGGCCGGGAUUCCCCGCCAGAGCUGCUCCCGUAAAUGCUCGUCACCUCCUGCAGAGCCCGGGGUCAUCUGUUAUGCAGGCAGUGAAUGCACCGCCUCGUACUUGUCUGCACAGUCACCUUCUGUCUGGCCUCUUGCUCAUGCUGUCCCACUUCUUACACUGCUCCAAAAAUAUUCCUGUCAUAAAGUCCCUUGAUUAGAAAGCUAGGGAGGGUUCUUGUCCCUUUCUGAAAAAAGUCAAAAGCAAGGCUGAGGCACCGGCACGGGUGAGUGAGGCAGGCGGGCAGCGGUGGCCCCUCAGAGCCCAACCUCAGAUCUUCUGCAGAGCUCUCCCUCCGGCGCCGUCCCACAGCGCCACAGCCCACCAUCACCAUCAAUUCCUAGAGAUUUAUGUUGCCUUGAACUAUGUUUUAAAACUAUUCGCGUAUGUAUUUGACUAGCCUGGGCUCAAAGUUCUUCCGAGCCAAGGCAGAUGUCCUGCUUUUGAGCUGAUGGUCCUGGGUCUUCUCUAAGGGCUUUGGUGACUGGAGAACCGCCUGGAGUCAGAGCUGCCCGAAGGCGGCCCGAGGGCAGUUGCAGCCUCAGCUUGAUGCCGGGCUAGUGGUUUCACCUUAAGCAAAUGACUACGUUAUUAUUCCCAAGUUUUGCAUCUGUAAAAGAGGCCGUUAAUAGCGUCUGUGUGAGAGUUGAGUGUGGGAGGAGAGAAUGGGAUGCUGAGCGGGAUGCUGAGCAGGAUGCUUGCGUACAGUAAGCCCUGGAAAACUGGCAGCGGUCAGCUACUGAAAAGCAAAGUUUCUAAAACUAUGUAUUAAUAGUAACAUAAGCAUAGAAUAAUGUCAUAAAGUUUAUUUUCAUAUUUUUCCUUAUUUUAUUGGCCAAAUUAUCUUAAUAUGACACAUUUGAAAGUUUAAUAUUUACUUCAGCCUAACUGGUAUAAAAUCGUUAAUCAAACUUUAACACUCAUUUUUGUUUAAAUUUAAGGGGUACAAAGGCUUUUUUUGUUUUGUCUUGUUUUGAGACGGAGUCUCACUCUGUCACCCAGGCUGGAGGGCAGUGGCAUGAUCUCAGCUCACUGCAACCUCUGCCUCCCAGGUUCAAGCGAUUCUCCUGCCUCAGUCUCCCAAGUAGCUGGGAUUACAGGUGUCUGCCACCAUGCCAGGCUAAUUUUUGUAUUUUUAGUAGAGAUGGAGUUUCACCAUGUUGGCCAGGCUGGUCUAGAACUCCUGACCUCAGGUGAUCCGCCCAGAUCACUUUGGCCUCCCAAAGUGCUGGGAUUACAGGCAUGAUUCCACUGCGCCCCGCCAAAUGCAGUUUUGAUACACGGAUCUGUCACAUAGUGGAGUCUGGGCUUUUAGUGUACCCAUCACCCAAAUAGUGUACAUUACACAUUAAGUAAUUUCUUCCUCCUCACUUCCCUCUCACCCUCAGAGUCUUCCAUUGAGCAUAUACCAUGUGUUCUUUAGCUCCUCGUCCACUGAUGUACAUUCAGGUUGAUUCUGUCCCUGCCAUUGUGAAUAGUGCUGCAAUAAACAAAAUUGCAGGUAGUUUUAUGAAUUAUUUUCCUUUGUGUAGAUACCCAGAGUUGGGAUUGCUGGAUCAAAAAUUAGCUGGAGAGAGAGUUGUGCCCUCAUGUCACUUCCUCCCAUUGCUGACUCGCUGGUGCUGCCCACGGGGCUCUACAGAGCAUGCCUGCUCCCCCUGCCAAGUGGCUCCCUCACGUUGCCUCUUCCUUCUCACUCCUCCCUGCAACACGUCCCACUACUUAUACCUUCUGCAUUGUAUGGUGAUGUGUGCCUGUAGUCCCAGCUACUCAGGAGGCUGAUGUGGAAGGAUCACCUGAUCCAGGAGUUCGAGGCUGCAGUGAGCCAUGAUUAAACCACUGCACUCCAGCCUGGGCAAGACAGUGAGACCCUAUCUCAAAAAAGCUAAAACAAAUGAAACCAGAAAACUCCAUACUGUUUUCCACAGAGGUUGUACUAAUUUGCAUUCCAACCAACAGUAUAUAAGCAUUCCCUUUUCUCCACAUCCUUGUCAAUGUCUAUAAUUUUUUUGACUUUUCAGCGAUAGCAAUUUUGACUAGCUUGAGAUGGUAUCUCAUUGCGGUUUUAAUGUGCAUUUCUCUGAUGAUAGUGAUGUUGAGCAUUUUAUUUAUUUUUUAUUUUUUUGAGAUGGAGUCUUGCCUUGUUGCCCAGUCCAGUGUCGCCAUCUCAGCUCACUGCAACUUCCGCCUCCCGUGUUCAAACGAUUCUCCUGCCUCAGCCUCCCAAGUAGCUGGGAUUACAGACGCCUGCCACUAUGCCCAGCUAUUUUUUGUAUUUUUAGUAGAGACGGGGUUUCACCACGUUGGCCCGGCUGGUCCCGAACUCCUGACCUCAUAAUCUGCCCCCCUUGGCCUCCCAAAAUGCUGGGAUUACAGGCAUGAGCCACAGCACCUGGCUGAUGUUGAGCAUUUUAAAAUAUGCUGGUUGGGCCGGGUGCAGUGGCUCGGGCCUGCAAUUCCAGCACUUUGGGAGGUCGAGGCGAGCACAUUGCUUGAGCCCAGGAGUUGAGACUAGACUGGGCAAGGUGGCAAAACCCCAUCUCUACUAGGAACACAAAAAAUUAGCCAGGCGUGGUGGUGCACCUCUGUGGUCCCAGCUACUUUGGAGGUGGUAGUGGGAGGAUCACCUGAGCUCAGGAAGUGAAGGCUGCAGUGAGCCGUGAUUGUGUCACUGCACUCCAGCCUGGGCGACGGGAGUGAGACCCUGUCUCAAUAAAAAAGAAAAUAAAUUAAAAAAUAAAAUAUGCUUGUUGGCCAUUUGUAUGUCUUCUUUUGAAAAAUGUCUAUUCAUGUCCUUUGCCCACCUUAUUAUUGGGCUAUUUUGCUGUUAUUGCUGAGUUCCGUGUAAACUCUGGAUCUUAGUCCCCUGCUGGUUGUGUAGUUUGCAAAUAUUUUCUCCCAUUCUGCAGGCUGUCUCUUCACUCCGUUUCUUUCUUUUGCCGUGCAAUAAUAAAACUUGUAUGAUUAAUCUA
Molecule: messenger RNA, 7326 nt
Organism: Symphalangus syndactylus (siamang)
Lineage: Eukaryota; Metazoa; Chordata; Mammalia; Primates; Hylobatidae
Gene: PRELID3A
Product: PRELI domain containing 3A
Cellular component (GO): mitochondrial intermembrane space
Source: RefSeq, a predicted model, not a curated record